GCUUGGGAGGCCUGCACAAGUGAGUUCUGCAAAAGUAAGCAGCGUCUCAACUUGGCCAGCCUUUCACCCCUCGAAAAAUUAUUGCGCACCAAUUCUUAUUGAUAGACGCUGCGGUCGGUUCUCACCGCCCGCUUUGUUUUCCUUACUCAUUAGUUUAAGGCAGUUUUAUAAUUCCUUCAAAACUUCUACUUAUACAACUCCAAACCACCCUACUCUUUCUCUUCUUCCGAUGUGGGACAAACAACUCCCUUUUCUCUAUUCUUCCAUUCUACAGUAGUAUUUUACCUUCUUCUUUAUACUUUUAUACCCAAAAAAUCAAUUAAGCUGAAAGCAAAGAAAUGGAGAACCAACAACAGUCAUGGAAAUUGAGAUUUUCAUUCAAAAAUGCAACAAUUGUCGUUUGUUUGUUUAAUUUGGUUACUGCCCUUUUCUUGCUUCAGGGCUUCUUCUCUCCCUACUCUUCUCGCAGAUUUCCUCCAGAUCACUCCAAUUCAGUUCAGCUUAGGUAUGUUAAAGAAUCUGAUGAACUUCGGAGAGCUAUGCAACCAUUGGAGCUGAUCCGAAGAGUCAGGGAAAUUGAGCGAGAAUCAUAUGCAGAACCAGAGACGGUUCAACAUACGGAGACGAAGCAGACUGCUGCAGUUGAUCUGUCGAAGAGGUUAAAUGCCCGCACUUUUACUGAUGCAGCAAGCAUAAAAGCUUUGGAAGAAUGGCGGAAGCGAAAGAUGGAGCGUGCCAGGCAACGGGAAAUGGGAAGGAAUGCAACAGCUGCCUCCUAAGCAUGUAUAUACUAAAAGUUAGUUUUGUAUUAUUCUUAAUAGCUGACAUAAAGUUGGAUGGCAAUCUGUUAAAAGUUUCCCUUCUUCAUAGGCUAUUCAUGUAAACCUGGGUGCUGUAAUGAUUAGAGUGCUCUGGUAACGGGACCAAAAACAGAAUUGUAAAAAAAAAGAAUCCAAUCUAUGACGAGUGUACACCAGGUUUUCGAGUGACUUCUGAGGACAGUCAUCGUGUAAGUUGUACUGAACAUAACUGUUUUAUUAAUGCAGUUGUUUGAUGUCCAA
Chenopodium quinoa (quinoa) is the source of this 1061-nucleotide messenger RNA. RefSeq lists its product as uncharacterized. Lineage: Eukaryota; Viridiplantae; Streptophyta; Magnoliopsida; Caryophyllales; Amaranthaceae. The record is from RefSeq and is a predicted model, not a curated record. The transcript has 4 exons. The coding region runs from base 339 to 779 and encodes 146 amino acids.